Mytilus trossulus (common blue mussel) is the source of this 1530-nucleotide messenger RNA. RefSeq lists its product as uncharacterized. The record is from RefSeq and is a predicted model, not a curated record. Lineage: Eukaryota; Metazoa; Mollusca; Bivalvia; Mytilida; Mytilidae. The transcript is spliced from 5 exons. Bases 1 to 1530 code for a protein of 509 amino acids.
AUGAGAACCAGGAAUACAGCAAAUGAGCUGUGUAGACCACAACUGACCAAGUUCCUUCAGACGACCAAGGUCCCCUCAGGUAAAAGGAAAAGUGAUAUAGUAGGUGAAUUACAUAUGCAGACGACCAAGGUCCACUCAGGUAGAAGGGCAAGUGAUACAGUAGGUGAAUUACAAUUGCAGACGACCAAGGUCCGUUCAGGUAGAAGUAAAAGUGAUACAGUAGGUGAAUUACAAUUGCAGACGACCAAGGUCCAAUCAGGUAGAAGGGCAAGUGAUGCAGUAGGUGAAUUACAAUUACAGACGACCAAGGUCCACUCAGGUAGAAGGAAAAGUGAUACAGUAGGUGAAUUACAAUUGCAGACCACCAAGGUCCCCUCAGGUAGAAGGAAAAAUGAUACAGUAGGUGAAUUACAAUUGCAGGCGACCAAGGUCCCCUCAGAUAGACGGAAAAGUGAUACAACGACCAAGGUCCCCUCAGGUAAAAGGAAAAGUGAUACAGUAGGUGAAUUACAUAUGCAGACGACCAAGGUCCACUCAGGUAGGAGGGCAAGUGAUACAGUAGGUGAAUUACAAUUGCAGACGACCAAGGUCCCCUCAGGUAGAAGUAAAAGUGAUACAGUAGGUGAAUUACAAUUGCAGACGACCAAGGUCCAAUCAGGUAGAAGGGCAAGUGAUGCAGUAGGUGAAUUACAAUUGCAGACGACCAAGGUCCGUUCAGGUAGAAGUAAAAGUGAUACAGUAGGUGAAUUACAAUUGCAGACGACCAAGGUCCAAUCAGGUAGAAGGGCAAGUGAUGCAGUAGGUGAAUUACAAUUACAGACGACCAAGGUCCACUCAGGUAGAAGGAAAAGUGAUACAGUAGGUGAAUUACAAUUGCAGACCACCAAGGUCCCCUCAGGUAGAAGGAAAAAUGAUACAGUAGGUGAAUUACAAUUGCAGGCGACCAAGGUCCCCUCAGAUAGACGGAAAAGUGAUACAACGACCAAGGUCCCCUCAGGUAAAAGGAAAAGUGAUACAGUAGGUGAAUUACAUAUGCAGACGACCAAGGUCCACUCAGGUAGGAGGGCAAGUGAUACAGUAGGUGAAUUACAAUUGCAGACGACCAAGGUCCCCUCAGGUAGAAGUAAAAGUGAUACAGUAGGUGAAUUACAAUUGCAGACGACCAAGGUCCAAUCAGGUAGAAGGGCAAGUGAUGCAGUAGGUGAAUUACAAUUGCAGACGACCGAGGUCCACUCAGGUAGAAGGAAAAGUGAUACAGUAGGUGAAUUACAAUUGCAGACCACCAAGGUCCCCUCAGGUAGAAGGAAAAAUGAUACAGUAGGUGAAUUACAAUUGCAGGCGACCAAGGUCCCCUCAGAUAGACGGAAAAGUGAUACAACCACCAAGGUCCCCUCAGGUAGAAGGAAAAGUGAUACAGUAGGUGAAUUACAUAUGCAGACGACCAAGGUCCACUCAGUUAGGAGGACAAGUUAUACAGCAGGUGAAUUACAAUUGCAGACCACCAAGGUCCCCUCAGGUAGAAUAUGGUAA